Molecule: messenger RNA, 730 nt
Organism: Meloidogyne enterolobii
Lineage: Eukaryota; Metazoa; Nematoda; Chromadorea; Rhabditida; Meloidogynidae
Source: the annotation of a GenBank genome assembly
UCGCCCGGUAAAGUGUACUUUAGCCCCCAAUAGUUUUUUCUCAUAUUUGGAAAUGUAAAUGAUUUUCCUAGAUUCCACCCGGGUUCUAAGAAUUGACAGGGAUUCCUCCUUUUCGUUAAAUUUUGUUCUUUUAUGAUUUUCAGAUUUGCGGGCUUAGCUUUUUGUGCAUAUUUAUUGCAGACAAUACAAAGUGGAUUUCUCUUCAAACACCAAGUAUGUAGCAGAGAGUUUUCUUGUCACAAUUCUUGGAGAAUAAUGGCCUUAUGGUUGACCAAAAUCGCCUACUGCCUUCAUUAAACAACACUCUAUUCUCUUCACCUCUUCAAUUUCCAACAAAUCAAGAACAAUUUUCUUCAAUUAUUGGCCAGACUCCAAUUAAUUUAAUGUCAAGGAAUGAAGGUUAUAAUGGUGGAUAUGUCCUUUUAAUGAAGAAACUUAUCAAAAAAGCAGCAAAAUGUUGGUACCGAAAACAGCAGAACUGGUAUUCGACAACUUUGGUGGAAUAAAUAGGUUUUUCUCAUAUUUGGGAAUGUAACUGAUUUCAUAUGUUCCACCCAGGUCAAUGAAAAUUGUAAAAAAAUUACUCCACACUUAUUUUAUUCACUUAUUUCAGAUUAUGAAUUUUGUUGGAAGCGGAGGAUGAUGUUGUUGCAUUUUAUUUUUCCCGAUGAGGAAGUGAUGACUGAAUUUUUGGUUAUAAUUUAUUAUUUAUUACGAAUUGACUCUCUUA